This is a messenger RNA of Ustilago hordei, 504 nucleotides long. RefSeq lists its product as uncharacterized. The record is from RefSeq and is a predicted model, not a curated record. The transcript is spliced from 3 exons. Bases 1 to 504 code for a protein of 167 amino acids. Lineage: Eukaryota; Fungi; Basidiomycota; Ustilaginomycetes; Ustilaginales; Ustilaginaceae.
AUGGCGGCCAGCCAAGGGCAGAGCCAAAAAGCAAGCGCACAGCAACCUCACUUUCUGGAGCCUGUGAAGCCUAUAGAUCGACGUCGCAUCCUUUCUACCAUAGAGCUCACAGCCGCGCUUUCCUCGACCCACUGUAGUGCGAAGACACCCACACGUCGGUCAAGUUCUCGCUUAGGACGGGACGACGGAGAAUUCGCAGAGUACAUGUUUACCCUGCUCGGCAUAACAAAAGAGCUUAUCCACCAGAUUCUGUUGCUCAAAGGCAUCUCGACACGACACGAAUACCACGCUCACAACACCCUAGACUUGCACAAGACAACGACCGACGCUCAGACCGCUGCCAACGAGGAACGAACCGCGCCACGCCACGCCACGCCACGCCUGUCCUGUCCCCACCGCUUUUACGGCUCUUCCGACGAUCGCCAAUACACCCUUGCGUUCGACAACGUUUCGCUGUUUGGCUCUACCGACCCUUCCGAGAGACGAAUCCCUUUGAUCUUUUGA